Molecule: messenger RNA, 1938 nt
Organism: Parastagonospora nodorum SN15
Lineage: Eukaryota; Fungi; Ascomycota; Dothideomycetes; Pleosporales; Phaeosphaeriaceae
Exons: 3
Coding region: 1-1938 (645 amino acids)
Source: RefSeq, a predicted model, not a curated record
AUGCCGCCCUUCAAGGAUGACCAGAUCAUAAUCAUUGCGCCGGGCUCAGAGACGACGGUCGCGCAGCUCGGCCUGCCUGAGUCCUUCACCCCGGGCAAACUGCGCUUCCGGUCGCGCAUGUUCCCCGCAGAAAAUGAGGGAGAGUUUGAGCCUUACAAGAUUCGACGCAAGAAUGCGAACGCCGCACGGCCCGCCGGCGAAGCCAAUGGCGAGGCACAGGAAGAUGCGAAGCCAGUGACAGAGGGAGAGGACGACGAGAUCCUGUGGGAGGAAGAUCGCAUUUCCGAAGAGGGAGCCAUAUGGCCCAUACAGGACGGCAGAAUCGUCGACUGGCCCUGCUUCUAUGCGCUCCUCACGCACGUCUACAACACACUGAACCCGCCUUUCCACACCGCCAUCCUGCUCAUAGCACAACCUGCCUGGACGCCGCGCGAGCACGAGAAACUCACCCAAUUCUUCUUCGAGAAAUUCAAGACCCCCGCAUUCGGCCUCAUGGAUGCCGCACUGGCGACAACGUGGGCAUAUGGAGUGCAUACCGCAACCAUAAUAGACGUUGGCAAGAAUAAGGCUGACGUGACCGCCGUCAGCGAGUUCAUUCCGCAGACGCAGGGCAGGGUUAUCUCGCUUUCAGGAUGUGGUGGAGAAGCAUUUACGUCAGGUCUCUUGGCCAGGCUGAAAUCUAAAGGCUUCAACCGGGACAUGUGCGAGCAGCUGAAGAGGUCGCAGAUUUGCGAAAUUCUCCCGCCCGGGAUGCCGCUGCCCGGUACGGGCGCGGGUGCCGAUAAAACUGUGACGAACCCUGCUGCUGCUGCAUCGACAGGUGCCACAAGUUCAGGGCCCGCAGGAGCUGCCACUAUCGGCAAUGGACCGCGAGGACCAGGCCCUGAUACUGAGGUCGGCGAGGACGAAGGGCUCGAGGAGAAUGAAGGCGUACUUGACGUAGCAAGCAUCGUAGCAGGCGGCAAGAUGACCGAGUACCUUGCGAAGAAGGAAAAAGAAAAGCAGGAGAAAGCACUGGCGAAGAAGAAGGGUGCCCCAGCACCAGAUACGGCCAACAGGCAGGUACGCUUGCCCAACUCCAAGCGCGAGAAAGCAACCUUCCUCUUUGAAGACCAUGCUCUCCUGGACACCUUGAAGAACAUGGAACUCGGUACCCAAGGAUUGGCUGAUGCCAGGUCCGCUCUGAACGAAAUCACCGGCAAACAAGCCCAGGAGCACAAUGACAAUAGUGAACACCGCUCAGCAACCGAUGCAAAUGGUACUGGCGAAGGCGGUUCAAGGGCUGGCUCCAUCAGACGCGAGAUCGAGGUCGGUAGCGAGCGAUUCCAGGCCGACAGUGACGGCACAGUAGACAAAAUCGCGGCAGCUGUACAUCGUGCUAUAUCGUCUGUAGACGAAGUACAGAAGCGCAGUGAUCUUUGGGAUAAUCUCAUCAUUUGCGGUAACGGAUCGCGGUUACGAGGCUUCAAAGAAAACUUGGUUCAGACCCUUCAGCAGAAGUACCUGAUCUCACCCUCUUCAGCAACCAUGUUUACUUCUGAGAUACCAUCCAACAUCUCUACACCUACCGGUACAGGCACAAACACACCACAACCCCAGCUAGGACCGCACGGUGGCUCUCAAGUCAACCCGUUGCUGUUUGCCGCCACAGCAGGACAGAAUCAGCAUCUCACUCCACAUGGGGUUAACCCGCUCAUGGGCAUGUCACAAAAUACACACUCAGCUCAUGGUCAGACACCUACUAACAUUAAGACCGUCAAGCCUCCGGAGUACUUUCCAGAGUGGAAAGACGUUGGAUUCGAAGAAUCAGCUUUUCUCGGCGCACAAGUCGCAGCAAAAGUGAUUUUCGUUGUGGAUCAAGGUCAAAGCAAAGGCUACAUGACCCGUCCCGAUUACAACGACCAGGGUCCGCAAGCAAUCCAUGAUUACAGCUUAUGA